Molecule: messenger RNA, 3728 nt
Organism: Dunckerocampus dactyliophorus (ringed pipefish)
Lineage: Eukaryota; Metazoa; Chordata; Actinopteri; Syngnathiformes; Syngnathidae
Gene: rgs9a
Product: regulator of G protein signaling 9a
Exons: 20
Coding region: 1853-3436 (527 amino acids)
Biological process (GO): G protein-coupled receptor signaling pathway; intracellular signal transduction; regulation of G protein-coupled receptor signaling pathway
Source: RefSeq, a predicted model, not a curated record
ACUGAGUACCUAUACCACUCGUUAAAGCUCACGUAGUACGCUUGAACCAACUUCAAGCGGUAGUUUGAUAACCCAAAACAAUGUUGUUGUUUUUUUUAAUUACCGAUUUCAAACUAAUGUUAUCAUGCGUAUGCAUUCUCUACACCGUGUCGCUAAUUCGCUAGCAAGCAAGCGCGCAUGACUAAUUUCUUCCUGAAUCUGGCAGCUCUUGAGGGUCUGUUAUGUCAGUCGUUAAUACUGUACUAGUACUGUACACUAUAUUCUUCAUACAUAGAUAUAUACUGGCAUGAUGACAACUAGAAAAUGAAGACCUACACUUUAGUGGGACAAGAGCUCUUCAUGUAGACCCUCCAUGCCUCUUAUCCCUCCUCCACGUUCUGUAAUUUGUGUCAGUAGUUUACAUGAGCUUACAUGACCAACAACCUGUGAGGGCAUUUUUAAGGGUUGCUCAAGCAAUUGUAAUACAUUUAUUAUUUUUCUAACAUUGCCUUCUAACCCUGAGAAGCAGACCAAGUGUGAUUUACUUUUAUUUGUACCAAAAAACAUGUUUUUGAUGUCACAACUGGCCAGUGACGCAUACGUUAAAAUUAUACUGCAUGCCCCAUAAUGCACUUUGUUGUCACGUGACAUGGCUGGGGCCUAAAUACGACACUCGUUAAUUAAAGCUCAUGUAGCACACUUGAAUUAAGUUUAAGCGGUAGUUUAAUCAUCCAUAUGAGGACAAGCAGUAUAGAAAAUGGAUGGAUGGAUGGAUGGAUACUAAUGUUAUCUUGCGUAUGUGUACAUCUCUACACUGUGUCGGUAGCUAGCUAGCAAGCUACAUAGCCAAAUUCUUUUUCAAUACGGAGUCGCUUGAGGGUCAAAACGGUUUUGUCCGAUGUCAGUAGUGCAUCAGAUACAGUGUUGUAAAACAUAUUGGAGCUCUUUGUAGAAUUAUUCUGGCAUGAUGACAAACAGAAUAACAUUUUAUACACAGAGAGCUCUUCGCGUGUAGACCUUCCGUUCCUCUCAUCCCUUUGUUCUCUUAAUUUGUGUCAGUAGUUUACUAACCAGUUUACAUCACCAGCAAACUGUCAGGGUUAAAAAACAUGUCAGUGGUGAAUAACGUUAUGUAAUAUCAAAUGUUAUUUGGUGGAGUUUAAAAGUAACUGAAUUGAUGUUUGGAGAUAUGUUUUUGUUUUAAAAAACACGAUGAAGGCCACAUGAGGAGCUCCUUGUGUAGGUCCUCCACGACUACCUCUUAUCCCUCCAUUAUGAAGUCUUUAUUCUUUUUAGGUGAGAUUUGCACAAGUCGUUAAUGAGAAUGUGAUUAGUAUAUCAUCACCUCACCGCUGCAGCCACUUUCAUUUCUCCCUCCCUCCAUCCCUCCUUCCUUCCUUCCUUCCUUCCUUGUCAAGAGCACUCAGCACGGAGAGCAUCUUCUGUAGCUAACACUGCAAAAGAAUAAGGAAAAACUCACGGCAGCAACAAUAAUCCAUCAAAGAUGUGUCCCUUCGUGAAUGGCGUUAAAGCAAGGACUCGCAGGCUGGAGUUCACUGGGUUCGUUGUAUUCAGCAGGAUUGAAUGUGGACUCAAAUACCCUCAAACCCCCCCACCACAUCAAAUGUGUUCCCCUGUUGGAUACAAAAGAGUGUGAUUAGGAGGUACGGCCAGCAGGCUCUAUAAUAAGUUGCGCCUGCCCAAAAGGUUGGUGUGUUUCUGCGCUGUGGAGCAGUGAUUGGUGGCGGUAGUGGCGCGUCCAGUUAGUUAUUAUUUUGAUCAGUCUCCAAUUGAAUGGAAAAGUCAUGCUUUUCAUCAUACCAGCUAACAGCACAGCACAAAGUGGACUCAUUGCAUCCAGGAGGCCCCUUAAAUGUGGCGAAGUCACAGCCUGCAAGAUGGAGCUGCAGGGCCCUCUGGCGGAUGUCUGCAGAACCACGCGUGUUUCAACAAAAAGUCACUCAGAGGAUUUUCUUUCUCUGCAUCUGGUUGUCAUCCAUUUCCAAACAUGACAAUCAGAACAGCCCGUCCGGACCGGGGAGAGCAUUUUCGCCCGCGUUUGCAUUGCCUGAAAAAGUUGGAGGCCAUGGUGGUUGCCAUGCAGGACCCAAAAGACGGGCUGAAGGGCUCCGAACAGAAACUCAACGUCACCACCAUUCCGCAUAUCAUAGCAGGCAAAGACAUGGUGUCAUGGAUCGCUAACAAGAUGCAAGUGACUGCAGAAGAAGCUCAGGUGUUUGGCACCAUGCUAGUGGCCUACGGUUACGUCUAUGCCCUGCAGAACCACAAGAAGCUGGUGCUGUGCAAUGACAGCAGCCUUUAUCGCUUCCAGACUCCGUACUUCUGGCCGACGCAGAAAUGGGUCGCAGACGACACUGACUAUGCCAUUUACCUGGCCAAGAGGAGCAUCCGCAAGAAAGGCAUGUUGGAGCCGUACGAGCAGGCACAUUACAACCACCUUCAUGAAUGGCUGAACUUCAAGUGGGACUUCAUUGUCAUGCAGGCCACCGAGCAGUACAAGGCGGGUAGAGAGAGGAAGAAGCCAGAUCGCGUGGUGUUUGAUUGCCAGGAAAGAGCCUACUGGACAGUGAACAGGCCACCACGUCGUACUCACAGUGCUUUGGAUAGUUGGCCAGACCGCCUCGUGGAUCCCAGUACAGAUGAGAAAAUUCCCUUUGACCAAUACAGACGCAUGAAUAUGUUCUACCAGCAAGCCAUCAUGAGGUCCAAAGUGAAAUCCAGCGUUUCUCUUGGGGCACUGGUGAAGUACAUCACAACUUAUAAAAACCAUGACCCCUUUUUGGCGCCGUGCCUACCCAGCAACCCCUGGCAGACGGACGACGACUCUUACUGGAAUCUCAAUAUGAGAAGGGUGGACGUCCCGACGAAGAUGCGUGUGGAGCGCUGGUCCUUCAGCUUGUUUGAGCUGCUGACUGACCUCCGAGGCCGGGACGACUUCAAGAUCUUCCUCAAGAAGGAGUUCAGUGGAGAGAAUUUGGCCUUUUGGGAAGCGGCCGAGGAGCUGAAGUGGGGAACUGCAUCUUCCAUGUCCACCAAAGCUGAAACCAUCUUCAAGACCUUUCUGGCUCCCGGUGCCCCCCGCUGGAUCAACAUUGAUGGCAGGACAAUGGGUCUGACGGUGAAAGGUCUGGAGCAUCCUCACCGCUACGUGCUGGAAGCUGCCCAGACGCACGUCUUCCUGCUCAUGAAAAAGGAUACUUUCUUCCGUUAUCUCAAGUCUCCCGUGUACAAGGACAUCCAGAAGAAGGCACUCAAUCCAGGAGCUCAUAACUUCAGCGCAUCCCAGCUGGAGCAAAACGCUCGCAGCCGAAGCGCAGGCAUCCAUCCCAUCAUCCUGUGGAAGCAGGAAGAGGAGGAAAGGGCGAAGGCCGCUGCAGCCGCUGUUCCUGUUGACGUCAAGGCCGUGAUGAGCAAAAUAGACAGGAAGAAACAAUAAAGUAGAAAAAAGACUAUACCUCUGCGUUUGUGCAGAGAAUGAUAACAAAAUACAAGCUCAUACACACACACGCAUACACACACACACACACAGUACAUUUUAGGUGACUACAGUAGGAUUAGUGUCUAUACUUCAAGUUGCUAUUGUUUUACUCUUGACAGUAUAUGCAGUGUACACUAUGAUGUUUGACAAUUCACUCAAGAUGCAAAUUUAUUAAGAAAAAGACCAGUCGCGUUCAUGCUUGUGUUGUGUAUGUGUUAGAAAGAAUACGAUUAAAGAGGCCAUAUUACCA